AUGCUGCUGCUGCUGCUGCUUCCGCCAGGGGGCGACGCUGCGGCUCCCAUCAGCUGCUACAAUGACCGAGGGGCCCCUGUGGACUGGUUUUAUGUGUACAAACUGCCCCGGCAGGUGGAGGGGGUGGAGGGGGUGGAGGGGGAGGAGGGGCUGAGGUACCUGCUGCUGGAGAAGGACAGUGAGCAGUGGGCAGAGGGAGCAGUCGACAUUAACAACACCAGAGGAGCAGUGGGCAGGACGGUGGACCAGCUGUACUCUCAGAGCUCAGACGUGGCAUAUGUCCUGUACAACGACCAGAGUCCUGUGGAGAGCUCUGCAGCCCAGCGCUCCUCUGGACACACCAAAGGAGUGGUGGUCCUGGACAAAGGUCAGGGGUUCUGGUUGGUCCACAGUACCCCUCACUUCCCUCCUCCCAGACAGACUGGAAACUACUCGUACCCUGAGACUGGUCUGCACUACGGCCAGAGCUUCCUGUGUGUGACCUUCCCUCUGGAGCGCUUCCAAACCAUCGGAGAGCAGCUGCACAUAAACCAGCCUCAUGUGUUUGACUGCCACCUCCCGGAGGCACUGGCUUCACUGGUGCCUGCCCUGGCCAGUCUGUGCCCCACGCCCCCCUACCCACAGAGACCUCACCCCCCUCCCCUCACCCCCACUCCCUCCAACCGCAGUGUGGUCCUCAGCUCCAGCCAGGGCACACACUUCAUCAGCUUCGCCAAAGGAGCCGACUUCAACGAUGACCUGUACCAUGGCUGGGUGUCCCCAUCCCUGUGCUCCCCUCUCCUGGUGCAGUUCUGGGUACGUUCCUCUGGGGUGCUGCCCUCAGACUGCUCUGGGGACUGGGCUGUCCUGAACGUCCAGCAGCUGUCCCCUGGAGGAGUGUCCUUCCCCUCCAGCCGGGACCACUCCAAAUGGGCCGUGAGUCCCCAGGGCCAGGGCCAGGGCCAGGAGCCGGGGGGGUGGGUCUGUGUGGGGGACAUCAACAGGAACCAGGCGGAAGAGCACAGAGGAGGGGGGACAGUGUGUGUGCAGGACCCCCAUGUGUGGAAGGCCUACAGAAGCGCUGCUGAGCUGUGUGAGGACUGUGGGGGACACAGCUCCACCUGCUGA
Messenger RNA from Knipowitschia caucasica, 1107 nucleotides. The record is from the annotation of a GenBank genome assembly. NCBI's taxonomy places the organism in Eukaryota, Metazoa, Chordata, Actinopteri, Gobiiformes, Gobiidae.